AUGGUCUCGUGCCAUCAAGUCUGCUUCUUCGGAUCGGAGUACAACCCACAAUCUGGUAUCCCAGUCAAUUGGUUCUUACCGUACAAAGAUCCGUGCAACUGCACUGCUAUACGUCUCGGAGGGAUGAGCAUCUCUGCCUCGUCAUCCCACCAGGGGGCGCCCUACUAUCUGAAUGAUUUUUUUCUGAGUGAGGAUUGUGACGAAAUUCAUGCUCACUUCAACUGUACACCUGCAGAGAAAGAUCCAGAGUGCGCGAGUCACGCCUUGGGCAUGGAAGACGGGACGAUCCCUGACGAUCGCAUCAAGGCCUCCAGUGAAAUCUACACGGACUGUUGUCCUGCCGUUUACGCACGCCUCAACAGUAACAAGAGAUGGAUACCCUCCAAUACCGAUGCCAAUCCCUGGAUCGAGGUGGACCUCAUUGGGAGUACAGUGGUGAUAGGUGUCAUCACACAAGGCUGGAUGCCACCCUCAUCAGAUCCUCAGUAUGUGGCGCAGUACAAGGUGUCCUAUCAGAAGCAACCCUCGUCUGACUAUGAUCACGUGGCGGAUAGAAACGGAAACAUCAAGGUGUUCAUCGGUAACACUGACGACCACACCCCGGUCACUAACCUGUUUGAUGAGAGUGUGGUGGUGACGGUAGUGCGCAUUGAGCCUACUGAAUGGCAGAAUUUGUGUUCUUUGCGAUUGGAGCUGCUUGGGUGUCGCCAUGAUUAA
Patiria miniata (bat star) is the source of this 717-nucleotide messenger RNA. RefSeq names its product lactadherin-like. Lineage: Eukaryota; Metazoa; Echinodermata; Asteroidea; Valvatida; Asterinidae. The record is from RefSeq and is a predicted model, not a curated record. The transcript has 4 exons. The coding region runs from base 1 to 717 and encodes 238 amino acids.